Messenger RNA from Dentiscutata erythropus, 746 nucleotides. Lineage: Eukaryota; Fungi; Glomeromycota; Glomeromycetes; Diversisporales; Gigasporaceae. The record is from the annotation of a GenBank genome assembly.
GGCUUUGGCAAGAAUCGGAAAGUCCGUUUUGCAUUUGGAUGCAAAUAACUUUUAUGGUGGAAAUUGGAGUUCUCUUAAUUUCAAAGAACUUUUGGAAUGGACUAGAUCUAUUCAAGGAUUUGUUGAAUCUUCAGGAAACGAAAUCAGCCAAGAACGUAUUGAGGGCAAAAAAGCCUUGAUGUCCAAUUUUACAAAGGUACGACAACAAGCAUAUUCAACAGUUGAAUAUGAUAUUUAUCCAAUUCCUAAACAAGCGGAUGAUAUUCUCUCAAAGCGCUAUAAUUUGGAUUUGGCACCAAAAAUGGUACCUUGUCGUGGAGAGAUUAUUGAACUCUUGAUUAGUUCUGGAGUUGGAAGAUAUCUGGAAUUUAAAGCAAUGGAUAAAACUUACGUUUAUUCUGCAGAUACGUUUGAUAAGGUUAGUUACAAUAUAACAAUAUAUAGGUGGGACGGUGGGACUGACUCUGUUGAUCAUCCCGUCCCAUGUUCUAAAGAAGAUGUUUUUACCAACAAGUCCAUUACUUUAAUUGAAAAGCGUAAAUUGAUGAGAUUUUUAACUUUUGCGUUAGAUUAUACCAAUUCUCCAGACACAUAUAAAGAUUAUGAAGAAAAGUCUUUUACUACAUUUCUUAUUGAAAAAUUCAAAAUUGAUGGAAAAUUAUUAUUGGCCGUUUUAUAUGCGAUUGCUUUGAUCCUCAACACCAUACAAGGCUUGGAAAAGACUCAAAAAUAUCUUAAAUCACUUG